Messenger RNA from Nerophis lumbriciformis (worm pipefish), 2865 nucleotides. RefSeq names its product annexin A6 (gene anxa6). Gene Ontology annotation, cellular component: vesicle membrane; cytoplasm; nucleus. Gene Ontology annotation, biological process: mitochondrial calcium ion homeostasis; calcium ion transport; apoptotic signaling pathway. Gene Ontology annotation, molecular function: calcium-dependent phospholipid binding; calcium ion binding; phosphatidylserine binding. The record is from RefSeq and is a predicted model, not a curated record. Lineage: Eukaryota; Metazoa; Chordata; Actinopteri; Syngnathiformes; Syngnathidae.
GCCGUCGUGACGUCACGCAGGAGGUGGGACACGUAACGGUCCGCAAAGACAGAAGACCAGUCGGCGGGACGCCACCGUUGUAACCCACCUAUCCAUUUUCUACCGCUUGUAACCACACUCUCUGAAACAGGCCUCCAACUAUUGAUUUCUGCAGUGUGCUCACACAGAAGACCAACUACUUCACAAAGAUGGUGUUCCGAGGCACAAUUACAAAUGCCGCAGGUUUUGAUCCCGUUGCCGAUGCUGAGGCCUUGUACACUGCCAUGAAAGGCAUGGGCAGUGACAAAGAAGCCAUUUUGGACCUGGUCAGCUCUCGCAGUAACGCCCAGAGGCAGGAAGUCAUUGCUGCAUACAAGUGUACCUAUGGAAAGGAUCUUAUUGAGGAUCUGAAAUAUGAGCUGACGGGUAAAUUUGAGCGCCUCAUUGUGAGUCUGAUGAGAACUCCGGCAUACCACGAUGCCAAAGAGAUCAAAGAUGCACUCAAAGGAGCUGGAACCAACGAGAGGAGCUUGAUUGAAAUCCUGGCUUCAAGAAACAACAAACAAAUGCAUGACAUGGUUCAAGCAUACAAGGAUGCCUACGGUAGAAACAUGGAGGAGGAUGUGAUUGCUGACACUUCUGGUCACUUUAAGAAGAUGCUGGUUGUUUUACUCCAGGGGACCAGAGAUGAGUCGGGAGUUGUCAAUGCAGAUCUGGUGGAGCAAGAUGCGCAGGACCUUUAUGCUGCUGGCGAAGAGAAGUGGGGGACCGACGAGGCCAAAUUCAUCACGAUUCUGGGCAACCGCAGUGUGACCCACCUCCACAUGGUUUUCGAUGCAUACGAGAAGAAUACAGAGACGUCCAUUGAGGACAGCAUUAAGAACGAGCUGUCGGGAGACUUUGAGAGGCUGAUGCUUGCUGUUGUGCAGUGCAUACGCAGUGUUCCCAUGUUCUUUGCCAGGCGCCUAUACAAGUCAAUGAAGGGUCUCGGUACAGCUGACAACACCUUGAUCAGGAUCAUGAUUUCUCGCAGUGAAAUAGACAUGUUGGACAUUCGCGAGUGUUUCAGGCUCCGAUAUGAGAAGUCACUCUACAACAUGAUUACGGAUGACACAUCAGGUGAUUACAAGAGGACUCUGCUGAAUCUGUGUGGAGGAGAUGACGAUUUAGCUGGAGAGUUCUUCCCUGAAGCUGCUCAGAUAGCCUACAAGAUGUGGGAAAUAAGUUCCAUGACCAAAGUCAAGCUGAGACCAACGGUUGUCCCUGCACCCAACUUUGACCCUGGUGCCGAUGCACAAGCGCUUAGAAAAGCCAUGAAAGGGUUCGGAACUGAUGAAGAUGCAAUUAUUGACAUAGUUGCACAUAGAAGUAAUGCACAGAGACAAGUGAUCAGACAGACCUUCAAAUCACUACUGGGAAGGGAUCUGAUGAAGGACCUGAAGUCUGAACUGUCAAAGAACAUGGAGAGACUGAUCAUUGGCCUCAUGUUAACCCCCGCUGAGUUUAAUGCCAAAAUGAUGAAGAAAGCCAUUGAGGGCGCUGGCACAGAUGAACACGCUCUGAUUGAGAUCCUGGUCACCAGAAGCAAUGAGGAAAUACAAGCCAUGAAUGCUGCCUAUCAAGAAGCCUAUAAGAAGUCUUUAGAGGAAGCAAUUCAAUCUGACACAUCAGGCCACUUCUGCCGCAUCCUGGUUUCACUUGUGCAGGGUGCAAGGGAAGAUGGCCCUGCAGAUGUUGAAAGAGCCAAUACAGAUGCUCAGGAACUUGCUGAAGCUUGCAAUGCUGACUCUGAUGACAGGGUGAUGAAAUUCAUGAGCAUUCUUUGCACCAGAAGCUUCCCUCACCUGAGGAAAGUUUUCCAGGAGUUUGUGCGAUUUUCCAAUAAGGACAUUGAACAGAUCGUCAAGAAGGAAAUGUCAGGAGAUGUGAAAAAUGCCUUUUAUGCCUUAGUUCGCAGUGUGAAGAACCAGCCGUCUUAUUUUGCAGACCGUUUGUACAAAGCAAUGAAGGGUCUUGGCACAGACGACAGAGCGUUGAUCCGCAUCAUGGUGUCCCGUAGCGAGAUUGACCUUUUCAACAUUCGUAAGGAGUUUAAAGAAACACAGGAUACCUCCCUCCAUGAAUUCAUCCAGGUAGAGACAAUGAUCGGUGACACUUCAGGAGAUUACCGUAAAACCCUUUUGGUGCUCUGCGGAGGUGAGGAUUAACGUCGGCACAUCUGCACAGCCCGCAGUGGCGAGGCCCGCCAGACGCCAUCACCCAGUCAAGCUGCGAUGGUGGAUAUCUAACGCCAGCGCCCUACACUGCUGCCACUCUGCCAAAACGAAGUUAUAUCCACAUCUUUCAAGCCAGUUUUCUCCUCACAUGAAAGAUCCUUUUUUUUUUCCUUUUUGUUUUUUUAUAGAAUCACUAUGAAUAGUGUGACAAUUAUCACAUGACGCAGUGCCUAUUCAGUCAUCAUUGUGACGAUACAUCGCUCAAUAAAAUCAAAAGAUUUAGAUUAAACUGAAUGUUUUCAAAUUUCCCCAUCAUGCUGUUGACUUUUCGUCACAGUUAUUGGUAAAGGUGCAGCAUUCGGAUUUACAUGUUAGCUGCUAGUUUAAUUAUUUAUUGUGUUUAUACUGACAAUGACUAGGAACUAUUUGGCAUUAGGAAACUCCCUCCAAGUCAAAGCGUCUGCCAAAAAGCCGUACAUAGUGUUAAACGCUCCUUUCUUCCUUUCCUCACACCAAAUUCCCCCAUAUUUGUAUUCCUGAACCACCGCAUGCAAAAACGUGAACAUUUGGCAAGACAUACAUCCCCACUGCGUGCAUGAAACUAUCCUUCUAAGAAAUCUGCCCCAGAGAGUUCCUGGUAUUGAGCCUUAAAAUAAAUGUUUGGCAGGCC